CUAUUUCGCUGCCCUUACCUGUCAGCGUGGAAAUCUCCUCUGUGGCGUGGUCAUCCGCCUGCAUGCUAGCUACUAGUUACUGUUGGUUGCAUCGUACCGGACCUUUCCGCAGCUUAUCGUGAUUCCUCUUCAUAUAAUUCCGAAAAACCACCACAGCUGAACGAUGAACCUUGACACCAGGCACCACUUUUAAAAUUCGCCAUCAGCGCAGUUAUAUAUCUGCGAUAUCCAGGUCUCUGCUUUCUCAAUAAUUUGUGUCGUCAUUAAGGCCUGGACCACGAUCUCUGGUCUGGAAAACUUUGAGAUCGGGCCAAAUCUCCACCGCGACUCGACUAGUGUCGAUAUUAUUCCAUUUUUAUACACUUUCGCCUGGUUGCGCUACACCGCUGGUCUUACGCUCGGGAUUUUGUGGAACGCCAACCCAUCAUUUUAUCGAUGCUUGAUCCUAUUUGAAUGUCCACUGGGCAACAUUUCACAAGCAAGAACGGAGUCAAUUGACAUCGUUCACUCUGAUCAAGUGACAGAAUAAGAAGCACACAUAUAUCCAACAGUCAUCAUGGCUCCUCUGGGCGAAACGAUCGCUGUGAUUGACAAGUCCGGUAAGGUGGUGAGCACGAGCAAGCACCUGUUCGGCGUGUUCAGUCAAGCCAAGAAUGCCUAUCGCGAGCGCAAAGCUCAAUUUCAGUCUGAACGGAACGCCAAGAUUGCCGAGAAGGAGGCACUGAGGGCUCUUGAGAACUACCAUAUCGAUGAUGCGCCUUCAGUCGCAUCCUCUCGAAGGAGCCGUUCCCGACACCAUUCAGGCCGCAGCCACUACGCUCGUGAACCUUCGGUCUAUGAAGAAAAUGUGCAAUGGCAGGACCCUUAUGCCGAUCCUUAUGGUGUUCGACCAGGGGAAAUGGUCCGCCGUCAUACCCAUGACGUCGCCAUGCGUGGUCCAGAGCGACCAACCACCAGCCGCUCCAAGUCCGAUGCUCAUGUCGACAUGGACCUAGCAUACGGCGACUUCCACCCUUCGGCCCUAGAGACAGUACCACCACCCCCCGAACCACAAAACCAGCUCCAAAGAAUUGAGAAUCCGGAACUAAAUACUCUUGUGGAUCGGGCGCAGUGGCUCCUAGAGGAAGCUGACUGCAUGCAACAUACUGCGACCGCCACUAUUGCACAUCUUCAGAAGAAUCCAGAUGCCAUGGCUGCUGUAGCUCUCACCUUGGCCGAGAUCAGCAACAUAGCCACAAAGAUGGCCCCAUCUGCGCUUUCAACCCUCAAGGCUGCGGCCCCAACAGUCUUCGCCCUGCUUGCAAGCCCACAAUUCUUGAUCGCAGCGGGUGUUGGUAUCGGAGUCACGAUUGUCAUGUUUGGUGGCUACAAGAUUGUCAAGCAGAUCCAGAACGCCACCACCGCUACUCCCAACAGCCCUAUGAGGGCAGCGGCGGCUCCCGAGGAAGAUCCUGGCAUGGAUGACAUGAUGGAGUUUAACACCGAAUGUCUAAGCACUGUCGAAAUGUGGCGGCGGGGCGUAGCGGACGCCGAGGCCGACAGCGUUGGCACGUCCGUCGAUGGAGAGUUCAUCACACCUAAAGCAGCAGCAAUGUCAGGCAUUGAUGUGACUACGGCACGAAUGUCGCGGGACCCGCGAUUCAAGUUCGACGACGAUGAGCAGUCGAUGGCAUCAUCUCGCAAAUCUCGUCGGUCGCGCAGCCAUCGUGAAGGAUCUCGUGCCAACCACCGACCAGAGUCGCACGUCAGCUCGAGGGCACCUUCCAAAGUUUUCUCGAAAGCGCCAUCGAAGGCACCGUCCAGAGCGCCCUCAUACGCACCUUCCAGAGCCGAAUCGCGUUAUUCGGACAUAGAACCUAAGCCGAAGGAGAAGAAGAAGCGAUCCAGCCGUUUGCGUUUGAUGUUCACUGCUUGAUUUCUACACCUCUAUAUUUUCUUAACGACAGAUCGACACUUUACGACAUGUAUAUAAUAUUGUAUACUGCGAUUUCGGAUAACAUUACGACAGGAUGGAUAUUUGCUUGGCGCAAUUAGAAUUAGCGAAGUUUCUUCAUUCUUUGACCUAUGAUCGGUGGUGGUUUGUGUCUUUCUCCUGACUAUCAUUUGACAUGAUACAAUUGCACAUUUGGCGUUUGAUACCACUCCUUAUGCAUGUAGAAUGCCUCUGAUGUUGAUAUAUUUUUUUUUUCAAGAUGCAUAUACUCGGACUGUGACAGUCUACCAUGGAACACUUGACAUAAGUGAAAAGUUCAUACUGAAAAUGGAAGUUCAUACUAUAC
Molecule: messenger RNA, 2279 nt
Organism: Aspergillus welwitschiae
Lineage: Eukaryota; Fungi; Ascomycota; Eurotiomycetes; Eurotiales; Aspergillaceae
Exons: 2
Coding region: 557-1915 (452 amino acids)
Source: RefSeq, a predicted model, not a curated record